This is a messenger RNA of Aspergillus japonicus CBS 114.51, 1020 nucleotides long. RefSeq names its product arrestin domain-containing protein. NCBI's taxonomy places the organism in Eukaryota, Fungi, Ascomycota, Eurotiomycetes, Eurotiales, Aspergillaceae. The transcript has a single exon. The record is from RefSeq and is a predicted model, not a curated record. The annotation marks the transcript as partial.
GGCAAGGUGAACGUACAGGUGGACCUUAGCGAGAACGCAGUGCCGCUACCGCAACCGACAGCAUCAACUACUUUUCUGCACAUGAGCCAGCCUCUUGAUGAUCCCUCCAUACAAGCAGCAGGCAAAGCCCUUGACGCCGGAGUCGAAUAUUGCCUGCCAUUCGAGUUUGUGGUUCCUUGCAAGCUACCACUCCAGGCCUGCCAGCAUAGUUGCCGUCAUGAGCAAGUACAGGAAGAACAUCUCUCCCUUCCUCCAAGUCUCGGGACACUAGGCCACCGGAAAAAGUCAUUACACGGCAAGGAUGAUAUGGCUCCUGAAACAGCCUCCAUUGCCUAUCACAUUUCUCUCCGAAUAAGCAAAAAGCCUUCCAAAGCCGGGACAACAGCCCCGAUUGCCGAAUGGGAGCACCCGAUACACAUUCGUCCGUUGCGCGUGGAACGCGCCCCGGCCCUCGUGCCACGAGAAAGCAAAUUCUAUUGCCUGCGGCGAGAGGUUACAAUCACCCGGGGUCUUUCCAGAGCACCCCAGGGUGUUUUGUCAGCCCAAGCAGUCCAGCCCACCGCGAUAGCGCCAAAUGCAAUCCCUUUCCGCCUGGUACCCAUCGACCUACAUUACAGAGCCCUCUCCGGUGCCCCUCCGCCCAAACUGUCAGCAAUCAAAGUCGAACUCCAAGCGACCAGUUUCUUCGGCGUCAAGCCUUGGUCAGACUUUCCCGACUUGACCGAUCCCGUAACCUGGGGCCGCCACCAGAACCAUUAUACAUACCCGGUGUCGUUGGCAGACAUGCAGCCCGGCCCGCUGAAGUGGCAGCAGAAGAACACAGAUGAUGAAACCUCGCCGAUCUUCAGAUCCACAAUCCAGGUGCCCGUGGAGCUUCCUGGUAAAUUCGACUACCCUCCAAGUUUCAGCCACUGCUUCAUCUCCCGGGUGUAUGCCUUGAAGGUCGAUAUUUGUUGGCGGACCCCGGGUGCGUGGGGAAGAAACCGAGUGUCCUUAACUGUUCCGCUGCAGAUACUGUAA